This is a messenger RNA of Saccoglossus kowalevskii, 1003 nucleotides long. Its product is annotated as E3 ubiquitin-protein ligase RING2-like. Gene Ontology annotation, cellular component: PcG protein complex; ubiquitin ligase complex. NCBI's taxonomy places the organism in Eukaryota, Metazoa, Hemichordata, Enteropneusta, Harrimaniidae. Gene Ontology annotation, molecular function: chromatin binding; ubiquitin protein ligase activity. The record is from RefSeq and is a predicted model, not a curated record.
CAAAAUGGCGACUACUCCGAUGACGUCCGGUACGAGUCAGCAGCCAAACAAAACGUGGGAACUCAGUUUGUAUGAACUUCAUCGCACGCCACAAGAGGCAAUAACUGAUGGAACAGAAAUAGCAGUAUCACCACGGAGUUUACACAGUGAACUGAUGUGUCCAAUAUGUUUAGAUAUGUUAAAAAACACAAUGACUACCAAGGAGUGUUUACAUCGGUUUUGUCAAGAAUGCAUCACUACUGCAUUAAGAAGUGGCAACAAAGAAUGCCCAACAUGUCGAAAGAAGUUAGUGUCUCGUCGUUCUUUGAGACCAGAUCCUAACUUUGAUGCAUUAAUUUCUAAGAUAUAUCCCAGUCGAGAUGAAUAUGAAGCGCAGCAGGAAAAAUUAUUAGCCCGAUUGAAUCAGCACCAUAACCAGCAGGCAUUGCAGAACAGCAUUGAAGAAGGACUCAAACUGCAAGCCAUGAAUAGAGCUCAAAGAGUGAGAAAACACCAAUCAGAGGAACACAUUGUAGGCAGUAAUAAUCACAUUGAUGAGCAGGAAGCCUCGCCAUCACCACCACCUCCACCAUUAGCACCCGUCACCGUAGAUUGUGAGGAAGAAGAUGUGGAUAUACAACAUCAUCAUAAAAAACUUAAAACUACAUCAGAAGAAUCCGGACCAGAAGCUAAUGACUCCGUUGGUGAAGGCUGUUCUGAAAAUACCGAGACUCUUGUCAAUGAAAUAGAGUUAGUUUUUAAACCACAUCCGGAAGAAGAACCAGUUGACACCGCUACAUCAUCUCAAACAAGGUUCAUUAAAACUACUGCCAAUGCCACAGUGGAUCAUUUAGCCAAAUAUUUAGCAAUGAGAAUGGCUUUAGAAAAUGAUGCCAUAAACGGAGCAGGUUCUAAUCCCCAUGAUUUAAAUGGGUCAAUGACACUGGAUCAGGUAAAUGAGAGAUACUGGAAAGUCAAUAAACCAUUAGAAAUGUUUUAUUCCUGGAAGAAGAAACAAACUUAA